Messenger RNA from Linum trigynum, 312 nucleotides. Lineage: Eukaryota; Viridiplantae; Streptophyta; Magnoliopsida; Malpighiales; Linaceae. The record is from the annotation of a GenBank genome assembly.
AUGCAACAUGAAAUCAAAGCUUUGAUCAAGAAUCAAACCUGGGAUGUAGUAAAUCUACCUAUUGGAAAGAAGCCUAUUGGGAACAAAUGGGUUUACAAAACCAAAUUUGAAUCAGAUGGCAGCCUUGACAGGCUUAGAGCAAGACUAGUUGCCAAAGGCAAUUCCCAACAAGAAGGAGUGGAUUUUCAGGACACCUUUGCUCUAGUGAUCAAAAUGACCACUGUGAGAACCUUUUUGGCUAUUGCUUCCAUGAGAAACUGGCACAUUCACCAGUUAGAUGUCAACAAUGCUUUCCUCCAUGGAGAUCUCUAG